Molecule: messenger RNA, 2169 nt
Organism: Plodia interpunctella (Indianmeal moth)
Lineage: Eukaryota; Metazoa; Arthropoda; Insecta; Lepidoptera; Pyralidae
Exons: 3
Coding region: 272-2107 (611 amino acids)
Source: RefSeq, a predicted model, not a curated record
CCAAUUCCAUCCUAUUUGUCUCUUUAGCUAUUGCUUUAUGUCCCUUAGUCGCCUCGUACAACAUCCACGUGGAUAUGGCGUGUUCCUGUUCUAGACUGGGAUUCACAAGCGUGAAAAUUAACUAAUAUAAUACAACAUUACCUAACCGAAUGACGUCCUCAUUAUAAGAAUGUCUUUUUUCCUUUUCGCCCAUAAGUGAAAUUGAAAAUUAAUAAGUACUUAUGUAAAUGAGAAUUUCACAUCAAGCACUCGUACGAACUUUAAUGUUGCAAUGAAUUUACUCAUAUUUUGCUUCAUCGUUUCUGCGAUUCGUCAAACAUCGUUAUGUUACGACUUAGAAAUUGAGGGUACGGUUCAAUUGGGAAAGGACUUUAUAAAAGAGUUAAUGAAAAAUGAAGAUAAACAAAUAAAUAAAAAUGACAAAAAUGAUGAAAAAAACGAUGACGAACCAUCGAUGAGAAAGCUUUUUAAUGCAAGUGUAAUACACCAAAAACCGAAAGAUAAGAAAUAUGAAAAGAAAAUGAACAAGUAUGGUGUUCAAAAUACAACUAAAUUGGUCACUAAGAAUGAAGAAGAAAAAGUUUACAAUAAUGGAGUUGUAAAAUCAUAUAAAUUGGUUUACAAGAAUAAUGAUAACUUUUUUACAAGAAAUGGUAAAAUGUCCGAUAAGGUGGAUCAUUUGCAACGAGCACAUGAUGAAAAUAUAAUGAAGAAGAAUGAUUUCAAAAAACUAAACGAUUCAAACACUAAGAACGAUGAAAAAAUUAUGACUAAGGAUAAAAAUAUUAAAAGAUCAGACAAAUUGAUCGACAAAAAUGAUAAAAAAAUUAUGAACAAAACUGAUAAUAAAAAAUCUGAUGAGUCGGUUCAUAAGAUUAAUGAAAAAAAUAUAAACAAGAAUGAUAACAAACAAUCCAAUAAAUUGGUAGAUAAAAAUGAAGGAAAUAAAAUUUCUUCACCAGCAAUGAGACGUGUAUUUAAUGCAAAUUUGCAACAGCAGACAUUAUUUACCACCGAUCCUCAAGCUGUAGAAGAAGAAGAAAUGUUUUUCCAUUCUGUGGCAGAGAUCGUGGCAAAGUCGGGAGUACAACAACUUAAAAAUGUUGCAAAAUAUCUGUCAUACAAAUGCGAUAUAAAAAAAGAUGCAAAUUUAACAAUCAGGUCGAUGAUUGCGGAUUAUGUCAACACUUUUAGAGAAAGAGCAAAAGAAUUAUGUAACAAUUAUGUUUUAUACUAUGAUCUAGACAAAGAAUACACACUACUUAACCUAAUUGAAAUUUCCAGUAUUCUAUUUUACCGCAAAGAAAAAGCUAUGCUCAAAGAGAUGUUGAAUGCUACCAAUAAAUCUGUAUUUGAUUUAAAUACAUUUGCGUUGUCAGAAAAAAUCCAUGCAAAUUUCAGAGAUCACAGAAGUAACGGCAUGCGAAUCAUAUGUGAGAAAUAUAAAAAGUGCAGAGAAUAUCCUGGCUUCUCGGAUCGUUUAGGAGAACUUAUUCAUGUAAUUCUCAAAUUACCUACUUCGAAAUUAUUAACAUUUUUUGAAAUCACAAAGAAACUUCUCUUGCGCGAAGUGAAAUUUGUUGGUAGAUUGCUCGAAUCAGAUAUUUUAGAUGGUAUUUUGAAACAAAUGAAAAGUUUUGAGGUCCCUAAAAUUCGUAGCACCCUGAAUUUAAUGAGAUCCGUUAUAAUUUCAAGAUACAAGUUACUAUUCAAUACCAAUGAAGAAAGGGUAAAUAAGAAUAAAGCUGCAAGAAUACUGUUGGAUAUUUUAGAUAAAACAUUUUACGUAGAUGGUCAAGAUUUACAGUCAAUGGAGUUUGGAACACUAAUAAAGUCAUUGGAGCAAUGGACUUUGGAUCAGAAGAAUAGAGAAGAGCUAGCGAAGUCAAUAAGCAGCUUCUUGCAACACAUACUAAAUACAUUCAAACAUCAAUGGGAAGAUGGUGUAGCCAAUGAAAUCAAUACAUUGAUGGAAAUUGUUUUGUUAGGAAAAGCAAAAGAUGAUUUCAGUGAAAAAUACCUAUUGAAUAAAGGGUCUUUGUUUGUUAGAAAUAAAUUACUUCACUCGGAUGUCGAGGUUGGUCUCUCUGACUAUGCUCGAUUUUGAGUCGUUUCAAAAAUGUCAAUUAAUCAAUCAAUAAAGGUGAAGUACACUCAAGUUUUUUCAUU